UUAUUUCCUUCCAAAAUAAUUUCAGUGUUUGGAGUUGACAUCAAUAAACAAGUCUAUUUCAAGUAAUUACUGAAUCUAGGCUCAAGACCAUGAGAGUAAGGUACCAAUUUCGAAAUCUAGAUGUCUUUUGUUCUUGUGAAAGUCUGAUUAAAGUUCCAAUAAAAUGUUGUUCAAAAUCUUUACUUCAAUUCAUUAGUUCUCUAUCAAAGCCAACUGGGAACCUUCUUUCCAAACUCGCUCGACACACACACAAAAAGAUGAAAGACGAGAAUCGGCGGAAGGAGCAAAACACUUGAUAGACAUUGAAGAGUAAAAUAACUUGAGCUUUUAGAUCAGAUAAUCACAAAUUUUAAUAUCACUUACCAAAAAGAUAGUGGAGUGCCUAUAGUAGGAUGUAUUGGGAAACCAAGAAGGCACAAGCCUAGGCCUUCCAAUGAUACAAAGGUACCUUGCAACUUGCAAGGCUACUAAUAAUAGAGAGGCCACAAUCCCCAGGCUUGCACUAGCCCGUACUGCAUUGCUUCAUGGAAGGUCUAAUGCUAAGAAGCACUUUGUGCUCGUUCAUAAGGCAUGCUUUGGAGCCUGGUCCUGGUACAAGAUUCUGGCAUUGAUGAGAUCUUCAGGGCAUAAUGUCACAGCUAUUGACUUAGGUUCUUCAGGAAUCAACCCCAAACAGACCUUUGAAAUCCCACGUUUUUCUGAUUACUUGAGUCCGCUAAUGGAGUUUGUGGCUUCUCUUCCUGCAAAUAGAAAGGUGGUUCUUGUAGGCCACGAGCUUGGUGGCUUAGCCAUUUCUAAAGCCAUGGAGACCUUUCCAGAAACUACCAUCUACACUGAGUUCGUCAAUUCAGCAUCUCAACCUGAUAAUCGUGUUAUAUACGAUAAUGGGCCUACAAAUCCUCCAACCACCUUCAUCAUAGGUCCAAAGUACUUGGAAACUAAUCUUUACCAGCGGAGCCCAAGUCAGGAUUUGGCAUUGGCCACUACACUAGUAAGGCCAAUAUAUUUUUACAGUGUGAAAGAUGUUUCCAAGGAGAUAGUUGUUUCAAGAAAAAGGUACGGAUCAGUUAAGCGAGCUUUCAUUGUUGCUGUUGAAGAUAAACUUGUGAAGGAGGAAUUUCAACGGUUGAUGAUUGAAAAGAAUCCACCAGAUGAAGUGGAAGAGAUCCAGGGCGCUGACACAAUGAUCAUGAUUUCUAAGCCCCAACAACUUUUUACUUCUCUUCUGAGAAUUGGCAGAAAGUUUUAGUAACUAAUAGCUAUCAGUUUAGAAGAAUAAGGGAGAGAGGUGUAUGGCUGAGAAAAAACUCCAUCCAGUUCCCAUAUCUGAUGCAUUAAUCUGUUUCCUUUAAUUGUAAUUUCGCAGUUUCAAAUUGGCAUCAAUAAACGACUUCUAUUUCCUACUA
Capsicum annuum is the source of this 1406-nucleotide messenger RNA. RefSeq names its product methyl jasmonate esterase 1-like. Gene Ontology annotation, molecular function: methyl indole-3-acetate esterase activity; methyl salicylate esterase activity; methyl jasmonate esterase activity. The record is from RefSeq and is a predicted model, not a curated record. The transcript has 4 exons. Lineage: Eukaryota; Viridiplantae; Streptophyta; Magnoliopsida; Solanales; Solanaceae. The coding region runs from base 434 to 1249 and encodes 271 amino acids. Gene Ontology annotation, biological process: jasmonic acid metabolic process; salicylic acid metabolic process.